AAAUUGACUUCCGGUUGUGGCGCCGCGGCUUUGCGCUGGAGAGGAGAGAGGAGCCCCGUCAGAGGACCAGGGAGAGCGCGGUGAGGAAUCCCAGCAGUCCCCUGGAGAGAGGGAGAGCCGGACCGGCUGGACCCCUCCCCGCCGCCGGAGGAGGACCGGAAAGAGACCCACGUUGCAGCGGGAGAGGCCUCGGUGCAGGGCUGCAGGAUGUUCACCUCCGUGAAGGCCUUUGAGGGGCAGCAGUACUCCACCCUAAAGAGGCAGUGCUUGCAGAGUGGCCUCCUCUUUGAGGACCCUCGUUUCCCCACCACCGACGACGCGCUCUUUCACCAGGGCAACAGGAUCGGACGUGUCGUCUGGAAAAGACCUCGGGAGCUGUGUGAAGACCCUCACCUGUUUGUAGAUGGCAUCAGUGCACAUGACUUACACCAGGGGCAGCUGGGCAACUGCUGGUUUGUCGCAGCGUGUUCAAGUCUGGCAUCCAGAGAGUCUUUGUGGCAAAAGGUCAUUCCAGACUGGAAGGAGCAGGAGUGGGACACAGAAAAGCCUGACUCAUACGCGGGGAUUUUCCACUUCCGCUUCUGGCGCUUUGGCGAGUGGGUGGAUGUGGUGAUUGACGACCGGCUACCGACAGUGGACAACCAGCUCGUCUACUGCCACUCCAAUGAUAGCAACGAGUUCUGGAGCGCCCUGGUGGAAAAGGCCUACGCCAAGGUUUACGGCUGCUACGAGGCUCUGGAUGGGGGAAACACAGCUGACGCGCUGGUGGAUUUCACGGGUGGAGUUUCUGAGCCUGUGGACCUGCUGGAGGGUCAGAUGGCUACAGAUGAGGCGGCUCGCAGUCAGCUGUUUGAGAGAGUUCUCAAGGUCCACAACAGAGACGGCCUCAUCAGCUGCUCCAUCAGGGCAACCACGGUGGAGGACAUGGAGGCCCGGCUGGACUGCGGUCUGGUCAAAGGUCAUGCCUACGCCGUGACGGAUGUCCGAAAGGUCCGGCUGGGUCACGGACUGCUGGCCUUCUUCAAGUCGGAGAAGCUGCACAUGAUCCGCAUGAGGAACCCGUGGGGGGAGAAGGAGUGGAGCGGUCCUUGGAGUGACAGCUCAGAGGAGUGGAACAAGGUGAGCAAGAGUGAAAGAGAGAAGUUGGGCGUCACCGUGCAGGAUGAUGGCGAGUUCUGGAUGACGUUUGAUGAUUUCUGUCAGUACUUCACUGACCUCAUUCUUUGCCGCCUCAUCAACACCUCCUACUUGAGCAUCCACAAGACCUGGGAGGAGGAGGUGAUGAGGGGCUCCUGGGUCCACCGUCAGGAUCCCCUUCGUAACCGAUCAGGAGGCUGCAUCAAUCACAAAACUACCUUCCUGCAGAACCCACAGUAUGUGUUUGAUGUGAAGAAGUUGGAAGACGAGGUGCUGAUCUGCUUACAACAAAAAGAGAAGCGAGCUACGCCCCAGGAAGGCAAAGGGGAAAAUCUCGCUAUAGGCUUUGACAUUCACCAGGUUGAGCUGAAUCGGAAGUACCGUAUGCACACAGCCCAGCAGAAAGUAGCAGGUUCCAUUUACAUCAACUCGCGUUGUGUCUUCCUCAGGAAGGAGUUGAAGGAAGGCCGUUAUGUGAUCAUACCCACAACCUUUGACCCUGGGCAGCAGGGUGAAUUUCUGCUCCGUGUCUUCACUGAUGUGCCUUCAGACUGCAAAGAGUUGACUCUGGAUGAGCCUCCUCAGACAUGUUGGACGGGGAUGUGUGGCUACCCUCAGCUGGUCACUCAGGUCCAUGUACUGAAUGCUGAGGGACUUCAGGGACAGGACACCAAUGGAGCUGUAGAUUCCUACGUGAUAAUUUCUUGUGAAGGGGAGCGGGUACGUUCACCUGUUCAAAAGGACACACGUUGCCCAAACUUUGACAUCAAAGGCCUGUUUUAUCGCAAAAAGCCCAAGGAAGCCAUCCACAUCGAGAUCUGUUAAAAAGUCACCAUGGCAGCCUGUGUGUCUUCAACGUCGGCUACACAACGCAGCAAGUGUAAGUACCAAGAACCUGUCUUGACCACUUCAUGUAUGGUUUUGUACUUUAAACGGCUAAGCCAAAUCUGAUAUUUAAUUCACCAUAGCCAUUUGGGUCAUUGGAAACAGCUACAUGAGGCGUGGUGCCCAGAGAGCUGCAGAGACCCUCGGAGACAACCUUGGCCUCCCUGACAUCCGCGUCUCCUGGUUCGGUUGGGGCGGACUGAGGUGGAAAGACCUUCUCCCCUUCUUUUUCCACUCCCUGCGAGGAAGAGCAGCUCCUGAUGUCCUUCUCAUCCACUGUGGCGGCAAUGACAUGGGGGUGGUCAGCGGUGUGAAGCUGGUCAAUAUGAUGGAGGACCUGCACCAGCUUCACCUUCUACACCCUCAUAUGAUGUUCAUGUCAUCCAUCACCCAAAGGUGUAGAUGGAGGGCAGGUGUAAAACCUGCUAAAAUUCAGAAGGCCAGGAGGUUUGUCAACAGUGUUAUGGCUACAUUUAUUUCUAGCUUAAAUGGUGCAGUUGUUGUGCAUCCUCACAUCAGACAUGACAGUCCAGGGACAUUUUUGUCAGACAAAGUUCAUUUCACAAAUAGGGGAAAUUAUAUUUUUUUAACUAAUAUUGCCGAUUGUCUUAAUGGCCAGCUCCAAAAGCAGUGAAAGACUUCCAGGUGGGAGUCUCGCUGCUUUUGAAAUUUGCCUUUAGGACAGGUUUAUUUUCAGGCCAACAGGAUAAACAUAUCCUUGACUGUUAUAACUAAUAUGUUGUUGAUAUCAUUUAUCUAUAGCCAUAACACUGUUGACAACUCUGUUCUUCCUUCACAACCCAAUGUUCCACUCACUCUGCAGCUCUGUGGGCCCCUUUUAUUAUUUAAAGUUUUUUUUAAAUGUACUGACACUUUGUGUCCUGUUAUUUUAUAAAAUGUGAUGUAAAAAAUUAAUGUUUUUGCUCAAUUACUGGAAUUUCUUUGGUUAAGACAAAAAAGGAGGGAAGAAUCAUUCAUGCCAAGUUAUUUCUACAACAGGCCCAUUUUAAGUCCAACAGUUUCUUAGCAGCCAAUAGAAAUGUGUUCUUUACUAACUUUACUUGGUUUAAAAAUCUUAAUAAACUAAACCUUAGAGGCUCCCGUAAUGCAAAACCCAAUCAUACUUGUUAUGUAUCCAAGUAAAUAUUAGCUUUGUAGAUAUUUGUAGAUAUUUUUUACAGAUAGUGUUACAAGCCAAUUUACUGGGCUAGCUCCACUCUUCUAGAUUUUACUAAUAUCUCAGGGUUUGGCUUGUAAACGGUGUAGUGAAUGUGGCAUGCCAGUUUGCCAACAAACACUCUUACUCUGUAGAGAGUUGAUUAGCAAUCACCACAUUACCCAGAGCUUCUAACUCUGACCAAAAUUAGUUCAAGCAGACAAAGAGGAGGCACAAACACACCUACACACCCCCCCAGUCCAUGAAGCUUACCGUAAAUCCUCUAAUACAGGCCCGGGCCUGUAUUUUACUCAAGCUCAUCAAGCUCCAGGCCUUUAUUGGAAGGAGGACCAGAAUUAGAGGCAGGCCUCAAUUUCUAUUUGAGCAAAAUGAACUAAUGGUUCGCUGGAGUUUUUGACAAUUAAAAUUGCGCCCACAUUUUCAAAGUUAAACACAUUUCUUUUAACAACGGUAGUUUCUGCUUCAGCCCUCUCCCCCUCCCCCUGCGCAGCAGCCGCAAACUCACUGAUGCGCCUGCAGACUCUCUGAGUUCCUGCUGCUCUAACCAUUAAAAUAAUUAUUCCAUUUUCUGUUCCUCACUUCUGAUUACCUUCAAUUGUGUCAGUUUGUUGCAACCACCUGGUACAAAAACUAACUUGGUUUUAUUUGACUAUUUUUCUGUCCUGUCUGUUUAUCAUCUUCCUGCAUCUCCUCUCAAUCCUAAAGAAAAACUGCUACCUGGGUUCAUAUAUGGGUUUAUACCUUAUGGGUUACCUUUGAACUGCAGUUCUAAAAGAUCUACCGACCGCAAAAACAGCGGAGUGCGUGCUGCUCGCUGGCCGCAUCAGUUAGGUGCGUCACCGAAGGACAAAACAGGUGAUGCGCCCUGCUCCACGGCAGCAAAAAGCAUCAGGCACAAAUAAAAGACAGAAAACAUAAAAGGAAAUGAGCCGACAUGAACGAUCGCAUGUUAAAUUAGUUUUUGAGGUGGCGACACCUGAUUUGAUAAUGUUACUGUGGCCGUGCUCAGGAUGCAGAUGUCUGGAGUGGUGGUGAAGGGAAUGUUAAAUUGCAAGAGGUUAAACGUCACAAUUUGGUUAAAUGUCCGUUUUAUGGUGGGUGUCAGUACCGACGCUCUGGCACAGCGUGUUGCCGCCCGACGCGCAGGAGCUUGUCACCUGCUGACAGCAGGCUGCUGUCCUUUCCGAGGCCUGCAUCUUGCCGGUCAUUAUCACGUGACAGCGACUAGUCGAUGACAGGCAUAAAAAGUCACUAUAGAGCGGUGAAGUCGACUAGUGACUAGUUCAUACAACCCCUGCUACUGCUCCCCAGAGUGUUCUGCAGUAUAAUCAGCACGUUCUCUUUGAACUUGAUGUCAAAAUUUCGUCCCCUCUUUGUCUCCGCACCUGCCAUGGUUAAAGUUACCCUCGCGGUCUAUCACUGGCAAAUCAAAAGUAAGACGGAUGUCACAACCGCCCCCCUGUUGUACUUGCUUGUUACCACAUUCCACCCGGCCACAAUAAAAAAAAAACGGCCAUUAUUCACCUCCGCCGACUCCGACACCGGCCAAAAUGUGAUACCCGGUCGUUAAUUGAAUACAGGCCAAUAUUAGAGGAUUUACAGUAUGUACACUUCAGGUUAAGACCCUUGCCAGCUGUUCCUUUUAUGCUGAGGAGACAACUGACUUUACCUGUAGCCUAGGAUGGAGGAAACACUUAUAUCAAUACCUUGGGAUGGCAUUUGCAACCAGCAUCUCACCUUUGCUCGGUUACCGACAGGAGGAGACCCCACUCGUAAAUCCUUUUUUCGUUCCACGAAUCCGAAGAACUAGGUUUUAUUUCACACAGAUGAAAAAAGAAUAAUAAUCCAAAUGAAUCCCUGACAAAGCGGGUUAAAAAGUGAAACAACUCUUUGCCAAUAAACCGAUUUAUAGCAACGUUGAGCUGAAUAAGCUCUCCAAAAAUGACACUAGGUCACAUUAUCACAGACAAAAAGCUCAAAGCAAAAGCUUCCUUCUUUCCAUCUCUGUACCUCACACACUCUUCCCAUCAAAGUCCCACCUCCUAAAAACUCUCAAAAGCCUUUCUCCAAAAAGCUCAGUUGAUGACGGACUGACUCUCUCACUCAUCCCAUCAAGCGCAUUCCCUGAACAGACCCAAUAUCUUCCUUUUAUUCACUCUGUCCCCCCUCUCUCACAGUCAUUUCUUUGUUUGCUGCUUCAGACUUCAGACUUCCUGGUCACGUGUUCCUCUUCUUGUUACUUCUCCAGUGGCCCCAAAGAGACCAUAAAUCUUGAAUGUCAUGAUGUCACCUUUUCUUCUCCCAGUCUUUAUCCAUUCACUUGUUUCUUCUUCUCAGCGCCUCCUGCAGGCUUCCUUUCUUCUCCUUUGGGAUUACAUCACCUCCUCUCGUAGCCAUUGGUCAGUAGGGGGGACGUGGCAUGAUUACCCCUUCCUUUUCUUCUGCCCAGGAUCAAAUGGUCAUCUCCGGCAUUAGCUGGACAAGAUGUCUUAUUUAUAUGGUUAUAGCAUCUUGACCAACUCCACAGAGGAUAAAAGAUAACAUACAUGCUUACUCCCAACAUCUGUUCAGGUCAAAACAUGUUAUAUCCACAAGAUGAAUCGUUAGGCCAUAUCAGCAGAGUGAAGGCACAUCACUAAUUUACGACAUCACAGUUCAGGGGGCUAGAAGGCUGCCAUGGACAAACACACACACACAAACAUGAUAAGAGAAGGUAACAGGCCUUUAGCUUUGUUUCACACACACACGGAUACACCUUGCAGAGCCUAGAAUUGAUUUCACAUAGUGAGAGACAUAAUCCAGACUUAAUUCCAUACAUUAACAAGUCUGAUUAUACUCCAUACAACAGAUAUAUAUUUGUGUGCUAAAAAAAACCCAUAAACUUAAAUAAUUUGUCAUUCUUUAUUGAAAAACAACAAAAUACAGGUAUACAGAAAGUGUGGGAAAAUGAUAAUGUGAAAGUAUUGCUCUUUAAAUGUAAUACUAUUUAUCUUUAAAAAGAAAAACUCUAAAAAUGUCCUGUACAGCAACAUGAAAGAAUGGUGGUCUGUCUGUCAGAAUGUGCUGAACAGAUUUGCUCUAUCAAGAGGAGCCUUUUGUGUACGAGGUUCCCCUUGAAUAAAAAUUUAUGUUAUUGUAAUAUUGGUUUGGGUUAUGCUACAGAUAACUCAGCAAGGCCACAUCCAGAACUGGGCUGACAGUUCAUGGGCCACAGGACACAGGAAUCACUCAGCAAUUUCACCUGAAACAGAAUAAUUUAAAUUAGUAUCAAAUAGGGUUGUCACGGUAACCGGUGUAGAGGUAAACCCCGGUAAAAACGUUGACAAUAAUAAUAACCGUCUUGUUUUUAAAAAAAACUAUAUUAUCUCGGUGGGUUACCGUGGCUGCGGUGUAGGCACGGUGACCCUUACCAGCCAUCGUAUCAUCUGCCGAAGUUGCUGGCAGCACAUGCACACUUUGUUGUUUAC
Messenger RNA from Nothobranchius furzeri (turquoise killifish), 6666 nucleotides. Lineage: Eukaryota; Metazoa; Chordata; Actinopteri; Cyprinodontiformes; Nothobranchiidae. The record is from RefSeq and is a predicted model, not a curated record.